Molecule: messenger RNA, 3161 nt
Organism: Paramuricea clavata
Lineage: Eukaryota; Metazoa; Cnidaria; Anthozoa; Malacalcyonacea; Plexauridae
Source: the annotation of a GenBank genome assembly
AUGGUGGAUAUCUAUUCACUCAUUCUGCAGUCGAAAUCGAAAGAUGUAAGUUGUGAACAACGUAUUAUUCGCUCGGGAGUUGCCAUUAUAAUUAUUGUAGUUAAUUAUCAAAGUUCUGUUCCCUUAUUAAGGUUUCUUGUUUGACAUGGAUAAAUCCACUCCCAAAGGUCCAAAUUACAGAAAAUGGUACGCGGGAGAAAGCUAUUUGCAUCAAGACGGUCAUGAUAGGAGAAAUGCAAAACGUUUCUUGGACGGUAAGGAGCUGCUCUCUUUAAAUCAGAUGCGGUACUUAUUCGGCAAGGCUGCGCUCAACCGAGGGCGGCGCUUAAACGAGUAAAUACAGUAAAAAUCUGUGCUCAACAGUUAGUGAAAUGAAAGAAUGCAGACUCCCAUAUCAAGUCAGACAAAGAGUUGUCCUUAGUACUUCAGCUCCAUACAUGUAAUAAAUUCAAAAUGGCGGAUUUACUAUAUAGAUUCAUGCACGUAUAUUUUGUAGGAAGUAAAACAAGAAAUACAGACUUCCACAGUAAAUGGAUGGGAACAGAGAAGUAUUUGUUUCGCAAAAGACAACAACGCAACACUCGCUGACGUGCGCUCUAAAAGGAAUUCCACGUUGAUAACAACCGGACAAGGGUUCAAAAUCCCACAGAAGUCAUGGAUAAAUUAUGGUAAGUAUUUGUUUUAACAUAAGAAGCGAUAUUUUUUCCGUUUGAGUAUGGUUAUAAACUGAGUAAAACCAUUCAGUAAAUACCCAUGGCCAUCAGGCCAUGUAGAAUUCCCUAAUUGUUGCCGAUAUUUCAACUCGACUAUACAGAAUUGAUACUAAAUUAAAAUUACGCAUUGCGGUUUUUACUAAAAGAUAAACUAAGGUACAUUGGGGAUUUAAAAUCUAGUUACUGGUAAUAACGAUCAGCUGCAGCCAGACUUGGACUUUACCGAUGCGCUGAAAAACAAAGAAGAAGAACAUAGAGAAAUGCUGAGAGAUGACGUGGAAAGAAAUUUGGAGAAAGAUGAGGCAGACACAGUCCGUUCCAUAGAACAAGAGAUUGUGGAAAAAGUGUCAGGUACGACAUUCUCUCUCUUGUAUCUAUAUAAUAGAUACAAUUUCAGGAUGGGCACAAAUGCCUUUAUUCCGGCCCAUUCAAUAAAUAAAUCGCCAUCGUAAAUGCUAUAUAUAGAAGCAUGUAGAUAUAGUAUUAAACGGAGUAUAGUCCUUUGUGUAAAUUGUAAUAAAAAACUAGUCAUGGAUAAAUAACAUAACUUAUUUCUCCCUUUUUCUCAUUUACAGAUUAUUGUGAUAGGAUCAGGCAAGGAUUAUGCAAUGCAAACGAUUACGUACCUUCAUCGCCGUCAAAUGCGCAAGACUAUUCACAAGUAAAUACGUGAACAUUAUAUAUAUAAACAUUAUAUAUAUAUAUAUAAACAUUAUAUAUAUAUAUAUAUAUAUAUAUAAUAUAUAUGUAAUUAUAUAAGUAUAAUCUAGCUCAAUUACCUAUCUUUUAAUGUCACUUUGUAGUUUUUGUCACCUGAAUCAAAGAAAUUGUACAACAAAUUCACCCCGAAAUGGUUGAAGGCGUUUGACAUGGUAUGGAAAACUUACAAAGUUUAUCAUUUUAAUUCUUUGGCAACGAUAUAUAGGUACUCUCUCUGACGAGCUAAAUCGUCUGGCUAUAUAGACAGAUUAUAAUUCUCUAACGUUAUACAAACCAUUCCGUCAUCAUAGUUAAAUAAACAUUUAGUGUUGUUUGCAACUGUGCAUGGUGUAUUAAUGACACAAUUGAAAACUUUGUUCGUUAUAAACCGUCUUUUAAAAUUUUGUUUCUGAGUUAUAGUUCCGCACUGCAACAUUGCAUGAAUGUCUUAACAUUGAAUGGUUUAACUAUAUUUUUCUCUUCAGUUCGAUUUUACCUGCUGCAGUUUCUUCUUCUAAUGUAUUUGUAUCCACACCCAUGUACUUCAUAUAAACAUUCGGUAAUCCAGAUCAUUACGUUUUUGCAACAUAGGCUGUAACAGCAGUAGAACGAGCAAGAUUACAAAAUGAAGAGCAAACAGCAAAUGAUAUGAUAGAUACUGCGUCAGGCUCAGGUACGUUGUUAUAUAGAUAUUGUGAUCACAACAUGCACACAUGUACUGACUGCAAUGAAGAGCAUUCAGUAAUUUAGGCUUCGUUUAACAGCCGUCUUCCAUGGCCACGUUAUACCUACCAAGUGGGUAUCCAUAUCCAAGAUCCGGCUGGAAUUCGAGCCAAACAGAAUUUCAGACAAUGUAAUUGUAGAAUUUUCAAUGUUUUCUGGACAACUUGCACACAUACAAGUAGAAAAUAAUUGAGCCACACAGGAACAGUCCCAGCAACCAUGGUUUUCACGAUCGUAGGCGGAACUCACUGGAAAUAGUGUAUCGUAUUUAUAAAACCUGGAUUGCAGCGCGUUGUUCGAUUCCCUUAUAUCAAGUAGUUCUGCACAAUCUGUCAAUCAAUCAUCCAGUCAUUUAGUAAGGACAAAUCGCACAUUGCGCAACUUAUAGUGUAACAUUGAAAAAUAUAGGAAUAACGUUGGUAUUUGGAUGCAUUACUUUAUUUUAUUUUCUGAUUCGACCACCUUUUAUCAAACACGUAUUAAUCAAACUCCCAUUCCCAGAAAUAGUGAAGUAAACCCGAAAAGGAAACUGCAAUUCGCGCAAGGAGCAUUUGGAGUUAUGAACGAAAGCACUGAAAGUGAAGGUAUAAUUCAUGAUACGAUUUUAUCCGAUGAAAAAUCGGUGAAUAUAGAAUAUAACAUGCAAAUAACAGCUUCCUCAUCCGCAGGAAACAAAAGAAUCCAGCCGCGAGAGGACUGUCCUUGUGGAGACGACGAAGAAAUCGUUGGAGAAAACUGGGUACAAUGCGACGAUUGCGGACAGUGGUAUCAUCUGUAAGUAUAUUUUUAACUCCCUAUAUGUUUAUUCUGUGUUAACAAAUUGUACAUAAAAAACGUAUAUAGAUACAGAUACCAUAUAGCAGUUAGCUAAAUACAUAUCGUGGGUGUAUUUCUACAAGUAAUCUUUAUUUAUAUUUCAGGAAAUGUAUGAAUUUAGAGAAAAUUCCGCCGAAAAAACAGAAGUGGUUCUGCAGUGAAAAAUGUACAGAACAAAUAAAGAAAAAGAGAUCCAAACAGUGGAAAUAA